AUUCAAUGCCCCCAUCCCAAUUUCUCCUUCGAAGGACACGUUCUUCGUGUCAAGGCACUGGGACCCAGCCUUGUCUCCUUCGGUCUCUCCUUAUGGCCCCAAGGGACUUGGCUUCCGCGGCGGGUCUCAAAUCAGGGGCGGAUGCGGGUCUGGGUGGAUCCGGGUGGGUUCGGGAUGGAGAGCUGGGGCCGCAGUUUCUCAGACCGAACCCACCGACCGACAGUCGGGAGACUUGAUCUGCAUGCCACCGCGGGAGCGCGGCGCAGACACACUCUUGGCGGGCACUCGCGUUUCAAAGACAGCAGGGCAGACACUGGCUCCCCUCCCCUGAACACGCCCCCUCCCCUUCCCCCCAACUCCUCACCGCCCCCCAACGCCCCGCGCUCCACCUUUCGCCUGGCUCCUCCCUCGGCUCCUGCCAGCACCCUCCCUCGCCGCCCGAGUGCCCUUCCUCUUUACCUCCUCUCCCUCCCCCACCCCCCCCCCCUUCUCCCCCACACUCCUCUCUUCCCCUCUUCCCUCCCCCCGUUCCUUAGCUCUCACUUAUCAUCACCUACUACAGUCCAGUCGUGCCUCCCGACGGUCACCAGCCCGCCUAACCCGCUGGGCACACUCAUCACUCCAGGGCACCCUGACCCAGACCUCCCCUACCGGGUGCCCCGCUGCUCUCCUCCCGCUUCCUUGCUCCCCUCCCCCUCCCGGGUGCCGCUUCCCGGCUCCCGCUCCCUCCGCGUCUUUUCCUUUCCCCUCCCCGCGAAGUUUCGGGGCUGUCAGUCUGUCAGUCUUCGGGCAGUCCGCACCCGAGCUGCAGACAGCGGGCGCCAUCGAGAGCGGAGCCCGCUGGGGGCGGGAGGUCCGGGCGCCCGGGUCCGGGCAGCAGCGGGGAGACCCGGCCGGCCGCCCGCUGGGUACCGGCCGCAGAGGUUCUCAGGGCCGGCGCUCCGCCGCUUCCCCNCCCCACCAGUUACCCACUAGUGAUACCUCCGCCCCUAAGCUGGCUCCUAUUUCACCAGCUCCUGAAGUGACAGCUGGAGAACCUAGGGGACGAAGUUCCCCGCUCCCCAUCCUGGCCCCCUACCCUCCACCCUCUCCCCAGAGGAUCAG
Vicugna pacos (alpaca) is the source of this 1104-nucleotide messenger RNA. Lineage: Eukaryota; Metazoa; Chordata; Mammalia; Artiodactyla; Camelidae. The record is from RefSeq and is a predicted model, not a curated record.